Molecule: messenger RNA, 1788 nt
Organism: Hansenula anomala
Lineage: Eukaryota; Fungi; Ascomycota; Saccharomycetes; Phaffomycetales; Wickerhamomycetaceae
Gene: DPL1
Product: sphinganine-1-phosphate aldolase DPL1
Exons: 4
Coding region: 1-1788 (595 amino acids)
Biological process (GO): carboxylic acid metabolic process; sphingolipid catabolic process
Cellular component (GO): endoplasmic reticulum
Molecular function (GO): sphinganine-1-phosphate aldolase activity; pyridoxal phosphate binding
Source: RefSeq, a predicted model, not a curated record
AUGGUGGUGGAUCAAUCGUUUGUCCAAGAAGCACUCCAGAAAGUUGAGCUGCUGUCUCAUGAUGUUGUUGUCUCCACUAUAAGCUCAUUGAAGAGCUCAGAAUGUUCACAAUGGUUUGAAGCUAACGUUUGGAACGUCCAAGAACAUCUUGAGAAUCUAGAGUGGGCUUCUCUGGCAGCCAUUGAUGGUGCUUUAAGAUAUUUGAAGGAUGCUACGUUGUUCCAAUUGAUAAGAGAUUUGAUAUUUUUCUCUGUUGUGUUAGGUUGGCUCAACUCCUUAUUGCUAGAUAUUAGAGGUUAUGGUAUAUUCGGGUAUUCAAGACUUAUAUUUCGUCAAUAUUCAAGAAAAACUUUUAAAUGGAUUUUAUCAUUACCUUUAAUUAGAAAUAAAGUCGAUGAUGAGGUUAAUGAUACAAUAAAAAAAUUAGAAACUUCAUUAGUUGUUAAAACUCCAGAAGUGCAAGAUUUCACUGAAAUACCCAACAAAGGUUUAUCAGACUCACAAAUCAUUGAUCUAUUGGGUAAAUUAUCAGAUCUUAAACAUUCAGAUUGGCAAAAUGGUAAAGUAUCAGGUGCAGUUUAUCAUGGAGGUGAAGACAUUAUAAAAAUUCAAUCAGAUGCUUUUAAAAUAUUUUGUGUUGCUAAUCAAUUACAUCCUGAUGUUUUCCCAGGUGUACGUAAAAUGGAGGCUGAAGUUGUUUCAAUGACUUUAAAAUUAUUCAAUGCUCCAACAAAUGCAGUUGGUGGUACAAGUUCUGGAGGUACUGAAUCAUUAUUAUUAGCAUGUCUCGCUGCUAAAGAAUAUGCCAAACGUCACAAGGGUAUAACAGAUCCUGAAAUCAUCCUACCUGAAACUGCUCAUGCGGGAUUUGAUAAAGCUGGUUAUUAUUUCGGUAUUAAAUUACAUCACGUCCCUUUAGAUCCAGUGACGUUUAAAGUUGAUUUGCACAAGAUGAAGAAAUUUAUCAACAAGAAUACCGUUUUGUUGGUUGGUUCUGCCCCUAAUUUUCCUCAUGGUAUCAUUGAUGACAUUCAAGGUAUUGGAGCGUUGGGUACAAAAUAUAAUAUACCAGUUCACGUUGAUUGUUGUCUUGGUUCAUUUAUUGUCUCUUAUAUGGACAAAGUUGGGUUUGAAUUACCACCCUUUGACUUUAGAGUCCCAGGUGUUACAUCUGUAUCAUGUGAUACUCACAAGUAUGGUUUUGCACCAAAAGGUUCCUCAAUUAUAAUGUAUCGAAACAGUGCUUUAAGAGAAGCUCAAUAUUAUGUGAACCCGGAUUGGGUUGGUGGGAUCUAUGGUAGUCCAACUUUAGCAGGUAGUAGACCAGGUGCUUUGAUUGUGGGUUGUUAUGCAACAAUGAUCAAAAUUGGUGAUGAAGGUUAUAAAAAAUCAUGUAAAGAAAUUGUCACAGCUGCUAGGAAAUUGAAAAAAAGAAUCCAAGAUGAAAUUCCAGAUCUACAAAUCAUUGGCGACCCGUUAACUUCUGUCAUUUCAUUCAAGUCUGAUACAAUCAAUAUUUAUCAACUUUCAGAUUUGUUGAAUGGUAAAGGAUGGCAUUUGAGUACCCUACAAAAGCCUGCAGCAUUACAUCUUGCAACUACCAGAUUAUCAGUUCCUGUUAUUGAUGAAUUGAUUGAAGAUAUCAAAGAAGCUGUGGACGCUUUACAAGGCUCUCAAACUGCUAAAGGUGAUACGGCUGCUUUAUAUGGUGUUGCUGGUAAUAUCUCAGCUACAGGUGUUGUGGAUAGAUUGGUGGUUGGAUUCCUUGAUACAUUGUACAAAACUUAA